ACACGUUCGAAACGAACGGUGACGUUAGUGUCGUCGAGACGGAAGGGAGUUCUUCGUAAGUUCUCGCUAAAAGGAGGUUAGAACUUCAAAGAAAGCUUCUUGCUGUACGCGUACAUUGUUUAGAGUCGGCCAUAAUAAGUUAUACAAACGAAUGACAAAGUGGUUGAUUUUUUGUGUGAAUCGUUUUCCGCCUACGCGUAAAGAAAUAUCGAAUUUUCGGUGAGGUGGUUAUUAGUCAUAGAAGAAAAAAGAAAACGACAUAAAAAUAACUGUGAGAUAUCAUCGAACAACGGUGAUCCACGUACGUUCUCGGGUUUAUAAUUUACGCGUGCAGAUAGAGCAAAGCGGUCAUAAUCGUGAGCACGAGGGACGAAACUAAAAGAUGGAAAAGUGGCGCUUGAAGGGAAAGCAACCGCUCAAGGAGGAAAGUGUUCUGCCGCCUACUCGACGUUCCUCUGGACAGAACUGCUUGCCCAUGGACAAAAAGAAAGACAAGAAAUGGUCCUUCGGCGGACUACUGCGGAGAAUAUCCUCCGGACAACACAACGACACUUCCUCUAAUGAGGAAGACAUAACUUAUAUACCCGGUCACAUGUUGGCUAAGAAACAAACAAAAAAAGUUAGUAAAAUGAAGUCAAAGCUGGGCAAAAUAGCUGUAGAGGAUAAAGGCGAUAAAAACUCAUUCGUCAAAGAGAAUUUUGGUCAGACGGAAAGCAGGGAAAUCGAAGAAUCUGUGAGAAGUUCCAGAGUGACUAUGAAUCAAUCGCAAGAUUCUAUUUUCAGGGUUCGCAAUGAUUCUACCAAUUCACCCAGCAGCAGAGGUUCACUCGAAGUUGGUGGGAAAAACAGCAGAUUAAGCAGGAUGAAAGCUCGUGCUGCUGCAAAAAGAGACCGGCUGUGUGGCAAUGCCAGCUCGGACGAUGAUUCUCACAAUUCGAGUCAGUCCUCGAUGAAGUUUCGCAGCGAGGACAGCAUACAGACGUCAGUUCAGAGAACGGAUUCUUACAGCAGGCGAACGAGAGGGGCCAGAACCGAGAGAUACAUAAAACGAAUGUCCCGCGACGAUUGUAACAGCAGUAGCGAUUUUUCUAAUCCGGUAGAUUCCAACGUUCGCAGAAGCACCGAUUUUCCCAAAAUUCCGUCACCGGUUGGAUCUUCCUCGAGAUUCUUCGAUCGUUUGCCGCCUAAUCUGAACGUUCAAGAAAUUCAGGAAUGUGACAAAUUCACUUGGCCAAAGACGAACUUACGUCGAUCGAAUCCCAGCGACGCGAUAUACGGUUCUCUCAGACCGCGACAAAUAACGGUGGUGAAUGAAGAACAAAGUAAAAAAGUUUUGCCACCGGAACCGCCGCCGCGCUCUUCCAAAUCGAGGAUUUUCUCGACCGCUCCUAAUCCACCGUUUCCAUUCAACAAUCAACCCGUUACCCAACAACCCUGCCGACGAUAUUACGAGCCCAGGAAUCCCACGAAUGUCCGCAGUUGCAUGUCCGACAACGAAACUUUCCAUGAUUGCCGUUGGACGGAAGUCGCUCCUGUGGAAUUUCCCACGGAAUCAAUCAAUCCUUAUAGAAACGAAAAUUACGACACGAUCAAUCAUUCGCACCGGCUCAACAGCCCUGUCAAUCGUUUGCGACGCGAAUAUCCCCCGGAACAGAGGAAUUACGCGACCAGGGAUGGCCUCGAAAACACCGUUUCUUCCCCGACCAAUCAAGCUCGUACGACUCGUUCCUUACCCAAAGGAGUAGAACUGUUUUCAAGGCAGAAGUUGGCAAAUUGUGCGGAUGACGAGAAGAGUUACAAAGUGCCAGAACCAUCGUGGUUCGACAGCUCGGAAUCGUAUCAUCCGGUUCCUAGGCCGAGAACACGUCGCGAGUCCAACCAAAGUCCCGAAUCAAAGAAAAUAUUAGACGAGAACGAGGCCGAGAGGAAGAGAAGUUCGAGAAAUCUUCAAGAAGCCCUGUUCGAGUUGGAAGCCAUAUACAACAGUCUACGCCUGAGCGAUCCUGAUCUGUUGGAACGUGCGGAGCAGCGUACGAUGGACGAGUACCGUGACAAUGCGGCGAGAAGCAUCGCCGAGCAUUCGUCUAAGAAUUUAUCGGACGCAUCGUCGAACGAGAAUCACGAAGUUUCUCAUUGGAAUUCACAGUCGGAUACGAAUUUGAGAAUAAGCGAUGACAUGGCUUACAGACGUAUGAACCCCAAAGAGCGACCAUCCUCCGUAAACGGUCAAUCUUCCCUACCGCAAAUAAGUUAUUUAGCCACAUCGCCGAAUCUCUCGAUUCGCGACAACGAUUCUUUCCGUCCAAGGAGCAGCAGCAGCCGACGUUCCAGUCCGGAUUUGACGCGGGACGAUGUGCUCUUCCGCAGCAUAAGUCACGCUAUAAACACGUUAAAAGUCAUCGAGCCUCAGCCACCGUUCGGCAUCCCCCUCGGACCGGUGACCGGCUCAACCGAGAGCGACUAUUUGCACGUUAAACCAACGUCCACGAAAUUCGGGCAAACACGCUCGCUUUACAUACCAAAAUCCGAGCCUGAUGUCGUCAGCGACGAUCUCGCCUUCAGAAAUCUUCGCAAAGACAAAGAUAAUCAUGUUGGAACCAAUAAAAAUACUAAUUAUUAUUUACAGAUGGACUCGUUGAUCGAGCCCCAUUUAACGUUCAAGUACGAUACCUCGAGCCUCGGUACCAGGAAGAAGCGAGCUGUCAGAUCGAACUCGGUCGAUUCAACCAACCAAGACACCGAUUGGUACAACGAAUACGUCAAAUCAACUCAGAAACUGAGCUUUUCUCCGGAAUUGAGAGGCCAACCGAACAGAUUCGAUUCCACCAACUCCUCGUCGUACGGCGUAACGAACAACGCCACCAAUUACCAUGACAACGUUCAUCUGGACAUCAAUGGUAAUCAACCAAAGAGUGCCUUACAACGAAAAAUUCAGGUUUACGUUCCUCGAGAUAAUUCUCCUUAUGACAAUGAAAAAUACCUCCUCGAUUACGAUUGCAAGUUGGCUCGUGAGCCUUGCAAUUCGAUGCGCAAGCUGAUGGCCACCGAGUCCGAAGACUCGUGUCCAGAGCGUUGCUGCAAUUCGCGCGAUUCAUCAGCCAGCGACGUCCGACGUGACAACGACGAUAAAAAUAUCGAACAGUUCACAGACCAAGAGAUUUCAGAGUACAAACAACUCUGCCAAGACCUGGAAAAAUUGAUCCGUCAAACUGCUGAUGACGGUACGAAAGACAAAGAUGAUGCUGAAGACCAGGACAUGGCGACAGGCGAAACUGAGAACAAUUCCCAAUCCGAAUUCGACGAAUGGGAGAGACUUUUCAACGACGACUACGAAGUUCCAGCGAGCAUAUUGAAUUUUAACGAGAGUUUGGAAGUACCGAGUACCGAGAGAGACGACGAUCACAGCUCGUCGCGGUCGGUGGGCUUGAGCAGCGACAAUCUGCCGAUUACGUCGAGAAAAAUUGGCGACGAUGAUUUACUUUCGUCCGCGAGUGAACUGGGCAUUUGCAGCAAUAACGGAAGUCUGCCGGACAGCGUUUACGACAAGUUCAAUCAACUGCUGAGAGAAGUCAACGACUUACCGGUGGUGGAAUAUACCAACAAAGUUGGUAAAUAUCCGACCGACGAGCUCGAAGCUGCGAGAAAUCAUUUGCGAGAAAAUGAAAGAAACGAUGAGCGAAAACCCUCGGGCUCCGCGAACAGCAGCGACGACGGAACCGCCACGAGAAAUUCGCACGAUUCUCCGCGUCUCCUGGAAUACAGGGCCAAAGUUAUGUCACAAAACAGAGCUCUGGAGGACCAAGAUUUAACAAAAAGUUUAGAACGUUUGAAGAGCUUGACUCGACGCAUGAGAAGCGAAGAUGCGAAUCGAGAGUUUCUGGAAUUGGCGAGUAACGACGAAAGCCACUUCGAUUUUGAAGGGAAAAAGGUCGAUAAGCCCAGUUACCAAGAAGAAUCGAGUGGUUCAACGGACAGCGUUUACGACAAAUUCAAUCAGUUGCUUCAGGAAGUAAACGAUGCUCCCCCCGUCGAAAAUACCAAUAAAAUUGGAAAAUAUCCACCGGUUGAGCCCACCACGUCGAUCGACAAUCCCGAAGAGAUUGCAGCGAACAACGAUUCCAGGGUGCGGGGACCCGAGCUCGAAAUAAGUGAUACACAACCAGGACAAACUCAGGAACCGAGUCCAGGAACGUCAGGCAAUAUUUCGAACCUUCAGGAGCACAGAACCAAAGUCGUAUCGCCAAAUAAUUUCCCGGUGAAUCAACGUUCGGGUGAAGCGUCGAAUAAUCGUUCAAUGCUUUUGACAAGACGCGUGAAAAGCGUCGAAGACGAAAGUCAUCGGACGAGAAACGAGGGAAGAAAUACGAGGCCAAAGCCCAAGAUAGACGAGCAGACGUUCGCCUAUCGCGAAGGUUGAGGCUAUCACGAUGCAAACGAUACUGAACGAGCGAAUACAAAAAAAACGAAAGACGAGAGCGAAAUAAGAGAUCUCGAGGAUCGUAGAGAGCGAUAAUUAACAAAAUGGUGAUACACGAAAGAUUCGAUUUAUUUAAUUAUAUUAUCCUCUAACACUUGUAAUGUAUUGUUGAAGAAUUAUUAUAGUAUAGUCAAUUGUUAUCGAUUUUAAUAAAGUUUAUUGUUUCCUUGAAAGGGGAAACCAAA
Messenger RNA from Venturia canescens, 4662 nucleotides. Its product is annotated as dentin sialophosphoprotein-like. The record is from RefSeq and is a predicted model, not a curated record. The transcript has 3 exons. NCBI's taxonomy places the organism in Eukaryota, Metazoa, Arthropoda, Insecta, Hymenoptera, Ichneumonidae. Bases 383 to 4417 code for a protein of 1344 amino acids.